AGGUCCUAGAAUAAGCCGCCGGACUGCGGAGAUCAAGACCCGGUGGAUUUCCCUAAUCUUCCUUUUGUCAUUUUCGUUACUGGGCCCGCGUCGCCGCGAAACCUGUUUCAUGUUAGCCAUUCCAGAGGCAUAACACUGUUUUUAACUCGGAUGCAGCCAGGCCAGGGAUGGAUCGGGGACCUGGUACGGCGUCGGGAGGGAGUUUCAUAUCCAUAAGUGAAAACGAGCAGAGAUGUUACUCGGGUCUGUCCACUUUGUGUCAAGCUGACAGCUCUGGAAAACUAGCGGCGAGCAAAGUCGGGGAGCUUUUCAGGGCGUCGCAGCUACCUGCCGAGACCUUACAUCAAAUCACAGAUGUGUGUGGGGCCAAAAGACUGGGCUACUUUGGGUCGGGCCAGUUCUACGUGGCGCUGAAGCUGCUAGCGGCAGCACAGGCUGGGCUUCCAGUGAGCCUGGAGAGCAUCAAGGAAGAGCUGCCCCUUCCCCGAUUCGCCGACAUGAAAGAUGACCGAGACCCCCGGUACCCCAGUCGCUCUCAGAGCAGUGACACCCCCAGCCACCAGUCUGCCGCGGCGUCAGAGUCUGUCCCACGGGCCCCGAUGGACCGGGGUGCUGUCAGACACCAGGGCUCCAUCUCCGAGCGAAAGGAGCCUUGGUCGCCACCACCCUCACCUUGCAGGUCUCCGCCGGACUCUCCACUGAGCUAUCACAGCUACGCCUACAGCAUUCCGCGGAACGGAGCAGAUGCUCAUUUAGGUCAGACCCCGGGAGUCUCGGUCUGGGCCCAGGACACCUCCUCCCCGCUCCACUAUGGGGCCAAACCCCCCAUGGAGCACACCUCCUCACGUCAUUCUGCAGAAAGGCCAGUGGAUCACGGGAUAGUGGAUUACCCCGACGACCCCUGGAGGAUAACGCCGGAACAGCGGGAGUAUUACACUAACCAGUUCAGAAGCGUGCAGCCUGACCUGGGAGCGCUCAUCCUGGGGUCUGUAGCGAGGAACUUCUUCACAAAAUCUAAGCUCCCCAUUCCAGAACUUUCUCACAUAUGGGAGCUGAGCGACAUGGACCGCGAUGGGGCCCUGACCUUGGCUGAGUUCUGCACCGCCUUCCACCUCAUCGUGGCGCGCAAGAAUGGGUACCCCCUCCCCGAGAGUCUGCCCCCCUCCCUGCUGCCCAGCUUUGCGGAGAAGGACGCAGCUCCCCCAAAAUUGGUGAGUGAGGACAUGUUCUUCGAGACAUCUGGAGCUCCACAGCAGACAGACCUUGUCCUUGCUGAGCGGACAGAGCCUCUCAUCUCCUUCGAGGAGCCUGAUCCAGGGCCAUCCCUCCAGGAAAAGAGUGAAUCAGAACAUAAGGCCCUUCUGUCUGAGAUGAUCACCCCCAAGCAGGACUUGGCUGAAGAACUUCCUCAGUCAGCAUUCAGUCCGAAGAGGGCGCCAGUCACAACAGAUCAAGAGAAGCCUCCGGAACGUUUCCAUAGAGCACCAGAGCAAGAUCCUCCGCACGAACCAGAGCCUCACGUAAGAUCGCGAGCACGGCCGAGGUCCUAUUCCAGCACCUCCAUCGAGGAGGCCAUGAAGAAGGCUGAGCAGCCGCCCACGCCUCCACCCCGGCCCCAGAAGAGCCACUCGCGGGCCUCCUCACUGGACCUCAACAGGCUCUUCCAGCAGGGCACUCACGGGCUGAAGAGUGGAUACCUGCCGCACCCCCCAGCACUUCCUCCCAGACCGACAGCCACACAGAUACCGCACGUCCCUCCCAGCACCGAGCAGAGCUCCCAGAAGGCCGUGCGUCAGCCAGACUUUGCUGACUUUGACAGAUUCAGAGAAGAGCCCCCCCAGGAAAUGGGUCUGCUCCAGCCCCCCCAGAAACCACUGCGCAGGAAGUAUCACCCCGAGAGCCAGGCCCGGGACCCGGCACAGACCUUCGGCUCGCCCGCACACCCCCCCGGCGGGAACAGACCCCCCCAAAAGCUGUCCUCGGGGCAGAAGAAGGACGUCCAGCUGGCCAUCCGCAAGAACAAGGAGACCAACGCCGUCCUCAUGAGACUCAACAGCGAGCUCCAGCAGCAGCUGAAGUCCAUCAAGAGAGGAUCCACUUGGAGAACCAGCUGGAGAUCCUGCGUCCUGCAGCCAUGUGACCAACCUCAAGGGUCAGACAGAGAUGUGGACAGACCUCUCCUCUGGGAGUUUGCCUGCUCAGGGCUGUGGUCUCACCUGGGCCAGCUGGUGUCCUCCUGGUCAUUCUGCACUCUCUGUGCCGGGUUAUGCUGUAUGUGCCGACACGUUGACAUGUUUGUAACAAGGCCCCCGUGAACCAGGACACAUCAAAGGCCUGACAUGCAGAACAAGCCCAGCGGGCUUCAAAGGGCAAAGGUCAAAUACACUGUAGUCAAAAGAAGCAGCGAAGAUGGGAUUCAGAUCCUCAUCCGGAGAACCAUCUCCGUAUCUGUGAGUCCAACAGGUCAACCUCUGGUUGCAUUAAGGUUUUAUAUAUAAUAUCUCAUAUUCUUUUAAUUCCAACACUGCUUUUUUAACUUCAAAUCAGAGAAUAAUUUUUAAAGAUGUAUUUGUCCUUGUUUUGGAGACUCCUGGUGUCGGCUUGUAAGAGGGUGCAGAGUAAUUUCUGUGACUCAGGUCCGACUUUGUGCACCGAUAAGAUAAAUGUAUGUGUCCUCAGAUUUAAUUGCACUCCCCCGCAGAACAAUUAAAAAGCUGAACAGAUAGAAAGGUGCUGAUUUGUAGCACAAACCCAACAGUAACAUUUUUCAUGAAGAACUUGGGGAUUGUGAAUGUUAAAUAUGUGUCAUUUCAUUCUGGAUUUCCUAAAUGUCCAGUCAGAGGUAACAUUCUGCUGAAAGUCUGGUGGAAGGCAGGACCGCAAAACUGCCCCAGCUUCCGCAGGGAGGGCAGAUACAAGUGCUCCAGAAGGAGGUGAGGGAUUGACGUCAGUCCCAUAGAGAUGCUGGGUCUCUGCCCAUGGACAGCAGAGAUAAAAACCAGUCACUUGAGAUGCAGCAGCCCUACGAAGCUCAAGAUGUUUGAAUUUAGAGGUUUCGGGUUUUUUUGCCGCGGUCACAUCUAGUGACGGUAUUGAGCCUCAAAUUUCUGGACUUUCUUUUUUCUGGAUUUUUCAAGAAAUCGGACCAUUUUAGAGCUAAACGUGUCGACCAGGAGUCCAAGAGCACAACAUAAAGGUGGAGAAGCACAUUCUAUUAGAGUUCAGAGCUGCUGCCUUCCAUGCUGUGGUCUGGGGUUAGGGUCCGUACCCACCUCGUCCUGCUCGGACUGCAGCCCUUAUCCGUGCCAAGAGAGGAAAACCAGCAACAGAGAGGUUUAUAACCCCCCCGCUCCCGCCCGUCGUUUGCUGAUCUGCUCUCCAGUCCCGCGUGUGCAAGCAGAGUCUUGUCUGUGUUCUCAGUAACGGUUUGUGCAUCUUGAUGGGGCUGAGAGCGUUUCCAGUUUCAAGCUCCACUGCGGGCGAUAGAGAAUGCUUCUUCCUGUUAUUCUUAAAUACGUUACCUAGCAUGUUUCAAGCCAAAUGUUGACGCAUAAAGUUUAAACUGAAAGGACAAAGGCGGUUGUGUGCAUCUCCUAGCAGUGAUGGGGGUUUUCACGUUUAACAGUGUGGGUUAGGGUUACUGCUGUCAGCUUAAUUUAGCAAAACACCCUCCUGGGUGUGAAGCACAACUGCAUUACAUGGGUGCUCAUCCGGAUUAGCUAGUGAUACGUGAACUGCUGAAAGUGAACGCUUUUCACGUGAUCUGACUGAAUUUAUGCCAAACCAAACCGAUACAGUUACUGUCAUGUCGGACUCUUGGAACACCGCCCCCCCCACCACCACCAUAAACCACCAUAAAAGGACAAUCCUUUAAAUGACCAACAGAAAAAAAUGUAAGUUUUAGAAAGACAGCAAGAGCAAAAUGGUUUAAAAAAAAUUUGAGUACAAGUAUGAUUAUUGCUGUAUCUAAAUCUCUAUGCAAAUGCGCUGGUGCUGAGAGAGCCGGCUUCAGUCUGACGUGUCUCUGUGCCGCCGUACAUGUGCAUAUGUACCAACAAAAGGUGUUUAAUGUAUGCAAGUGGCUUCAUUUAAAGAGUUACCAACAGAAAGACACACUGAUCUGUAUGCCAAAAUGCAUUCUGGGAAAUAUAACAAUAAAGACGGAAUUACUGGAAACAUUUGGACCUAAUGUUCAGUAUUAAAUGUUCUUUUCUUCACCAAAAUCGAAAUUUUUCUCCCUUAAUCAUAAUGAUAUUUUACUGGAUCUUGUUGCUUAAGUCUCCCACAAUAAUGCCGGAACUCACAACCUCUGUGUCCUCAUUUGCGAUUUGUCUACUUCA
Messenger RNA from Paramormyrops kingsleyae, 4340 nucleotides. It is a transcript of the gene reps2, whose product is annotated as RALBP1 associated Eps domain containing 2. Gene Ontology annotation, molecular function: protein binding; calcium ion binding. Lineage: Eukaryota; Metazoa; Chordata; Actinopteri; Osteoglossiformes; Mormyridae. Gene Ontology annotation, biological process: endosomal transport; endocytosis. The record is from RefSeq and is a predicted model, not a curated record. Gene Ontology annotation, cellular component: plasma membrane; cytoplasm.